Molecule: messenger RNA, 768 nt
Organism: Cuscuta campestris
Lineage: Eukaryota; Viridiplantae; Streptophyta; Magnoliopsida; Solanales; Convolvulaceae
Source: the annotation of a GenBank genome assembly
CUAUUCACCCCCUCUAGCAUUUUUCCUUUAUUCUAACAAUUGGUAUCAGAGCCUAACUUGCGUCCAAACUUAACCGUUUGAGAGUAAAGCGAUCAUGGGUUCUUCUUCUAGAAAUCUUUAUGCAGGGAUCGGAGAAGGUCAAUCAACUUCUAGGCCACCACUCUUUGAUGGCACCAACUACACAUAUUGGAAAGAGCAUAUGAGAAUUUAUAUCCGCUCAACCAACUUCCAAUUGUGGUUGGUCAUCAAGAAUGGUGAAGAAACGCCAAUGAAGAAGGUUGGUGAAAAACUCGUCCCAAAGACCGAGGAUGAAUUUGAUGCCGAAGACAUCAAAAAGGUGGAGAACUAUGCUAAGGCGAUCAAUAUGCUCUACUGCACAGUCAACCCCGAUGAUUAUCGCAAGAUCUCUUGCUGCAACACUGCCAAAGAAAUGUGGGACAAGGUGGAGGUCACAUAUGAAGGUACAGAUCAAGUUCGGGAAGCCAAAAUUGACUUCCUAACGCAGGAGUACGAGAUGUUUAGAAUUAAGGAAGACGAGAAGAUCAACGACAUGUUCCACUGAUUUUCCAAGAUAGUCAAUGAUCUUUACGCAUUAAAGAAGACUUACACCGACAGGGAUCUUGUGCGAAAGAUCCUACGGAGCUUGACAUCCGAAUGGCGAUCCAAGGCCGAUGCCAUCUAUGAGUCAAUCGGCACAUCAAAUGUCACCAUCGACGGUUUAAGAGGUAAUUUAAAAACUUAUGAAUCUAAUAUACUUAACCCGUCUUU